AUGGAUGUUGACACAAGAUCUGAUGCCACACGGCACACCGACUCUUCCGAUUUAAGAAAGAAGUAUAGUCUAAGGACCCAGGUUGGAAACUUGACUGGGUUGAUAAACUUGGGCAAAAGGCUCAAGACCAUAAAGAGAGAAACCUUUCAGAGAAGAUAUGGAAAUCUGUUGAAUUUAAUGGAAGUUGAAGUACAAAUACCCGCUAUCACAACCUUGGCACAAUAUUAUGAUUCUCCGCUUCGAUGUUUCACAUUUCAAGACUUUCAGUUGGCGCCAACUAUAGAGGAGUUCGAGCAUAUCUUGGGUUUGCCACUGGAGGGCACCACUCCCUAUCAACAUUUAGAGCAUCAUGCCUCUAUACCCACCAUUGCUGCCAUUAUGAAACUACAUCCCAAAGAGCAUGAAGACAGGAUGAUGAUGAGGAAUCAAUUGCAUGGGUUGUCACAGGGAUAUCUGGAGCAGUAUUUACAUCACCUGGCUGAUAAAGAGGAUUGGGAAACUUUCAUGGAUGUAUUAGCCCUCACCAUAUAUGGCAUUGUCUUGUUUCCCAAGAUAGAAGAAUUCGUGGAUUUCACCGCAAUAGACGUCUUCGUGGCAAGAAAAACAAGAUCAGAUAAUCCUGUAACGACAGUUCUUGCGGAUGUUUAUGGGACCUUGAGUUUUUGCCAGGAGAGAAAGGGAAAGAAAAUUCUUUGUUGUUUAGCGGCGUUGUAUACAUGGAUGACAGCGCACGUGUUUAAGGAGAUGGUCGACGUCAAGAGUCUGUCGGAGACUUUGUCACGCCAAGGGCUUAAAGAUAAGGGAGGAAACGAUUGGGCCCGAUUCUUUGCUGGCUUGAGUGAAAGAAGUAUAAAAUGGCGUCUUCCUUGGCUCGGAAAUAAACUGUCUAUACAACACUGUGGUAGCUUUCCUAAUGUGCCUCUCAUAGGUGCCCGAUACUGUAUCAAUUACAACCCCCUUUUAGUUCAAAGACAAUUCGGGCAUCCCAUGAGAGGGGCACCUUCACCAGAUUACCUUGCUACCCUAUUCAUUUAUUACGAAGACGGGCAUUUCAUCGAACUGUUAAGAAAGGUUAAAAGCGCCUGGGAAAAUGUUGUUCGAGCAGAGAAGGACUUGAGGAGUGGAGUGGUGGAUAGCAGGGUUAGUUAUCACACCUGGAUUCUGGACAGGGUGAAAGUAGCCAAGUUGCCUUUCAAGCCAAUCAAGGAUCAAUGA
Molecule: messenger RNA, 1215 nt
Organism: Vigna radiata var. radiata (mung bean)
Lineage: Eukaryota; Viridiplantae; Streptophyta; Magnoliopsida; Fabales; Fabaceae
Exons: 1
Coding region: 1-1215 (404 amino acids)
Source: RefSeq, a predicted model, not a curated record